AUGGCGAUCAAGGACUACAACCCGUUCGCCAAACGCUCAGAAUUUUCCGCCACAAACCUCUGGGCUUACAAGAUCCUGACCAUCUUCUCAUGGCUGUUACUGGUCAUAACCGGUGCAUACUACACAUUCGCCAGGCCCGAACGCCAUCAUGGCCACAGCCCGGGACGAACGAUCUGGGGACAGAACCAUGUCUGGAACACACCCUUCUCGCUCAAUGCCAUCGUAACGUCCAUCUACUGGGUCGUUACCCUCAUCUUCCAGCUCAACUACAUUCGCUUCCUCUGGAGCUCGGACACUGAGUAUGUCAACAGCAGUGCGAACGUUGGCAGCCACUAUAUCCUGAACAACCUCUUCCAGUUUGGUUUCAUCAUGUGCUGGGUCCGAAACCACUUCUGGCCUGGCGAAGUGAUCCUCAUUGCCAACCUUUUCAACCUCACCUUCCUCUACUUCCGCAACCCAAAGACUCCCCUCUGGAUCCACGCGCCUGUGGUCUCAUUCCCAUAUGCCUGGAACUACGUGGCCAUCCUCUGGGAUGGUGCAGCGGCGGUCCAUGCCCGAGACCUCCCAGCUCGGAUCCUUGCCAACAUCGCGAUCUGGGGCAUCCUGGUCAUUGGCGGAUUCUUCCUAGUCACCUUCAAAGACUGGACAAUGGGUGUUGCCCUGGCUAUUCUCUCACUAUCCCUGGCACUCGCCCAGUUUGCAACCAAGAUCAUCGCCUUCCAGUGGAUCUUUGCGUUUGUCAUCUUUGGCGUUCUGCUCCUCGCUCCGCCGUGA
Molecule: messenger RNA, 774 nt
Organism: Cyphellophora attinorum
Lineage: Eukaryota; Fungi; Ascomycota; Eurotiomycetes; Chaetothyriales; Cyphellophoraceae
Exons: 3
Coding region: 1-774 (257 amino acids)
Source: RefSeq, a predicted model, not a curated record